This is a messenger RNA of Arctia plantaginis, 1059 nucleotides long. The record is from the annotation of a GenBank genome assembly. NCBI's taxonomy places the organism in Eukaryota, Metazoa, Arthropoda, Insecta, Lepidoptera, Erebidae.
AUGUUUUACCGAAUGGUACUCUUGAUGCCAGUUCUGCUUCCUACGCUGGUGAUAAAAACCGCGUGCGAUAACGAUACAGACGGAGAUGUGAUCGUUAGAUAUGCUGGACACGCAGAAGCGGAUGAGAACCGUGAUCAGAAAAUAUUUGUGGAGAAUAAACCAUCAGAAGCUGUUACGGACGGAAAAGCCUUGGAGACAAAGACCGAGCCAUCAGUCGCAACAGUCCAUGAAAGCCACCACUUAACCACAUCUACAGAAUCAACUACUCCAAUAGAAUAUAUGGAUGAGACUGAAGGCGUGGUCUUCGUGCCGAACGACGCACCAACAGUAAGACUAGAAGACGAAUAUGCCCGUGAUGGUUUGGGAAUACACGAAGUCAUAGGGAAGAAAACGGUCUACGAUGUGAUGGAUGGAGGAGUUCAUGUUGAAACAGAAUCUCCUCACGACCACGUAAUCUUCGUACCAGGUAGCAACAACUAUAACGUAGACCCCAAAGAAAAAGAAGAGAAAAGCGGAAGAAGAAAUACUGACAAAGUCAAAGAAGAGAAAAGAGUAGUAUAUCCUCAGUAUAAACUAGAUUGUUCUAAUUUGGACUGCAAUAACAGCAUGAAGUCGAUAUGUGGCGGGUACACGAUAGUACCUUUAGAUAAAUGCAUCAAGUAUGGUGCCCGUGGUGAAAGACCUUUUACCUUCUCCAGAAGAAUUAUGGAUACGCCGACAAAACCAAAAGAAGAUAUAGCUUUGCCCAAAAGCUUUUCUUCUAGAAGGUCGAUGUCAAUGAAUGUGUAUGGAAACUUCUGUUCUCAUCCGUGCCCCGUCACCUGUCCUGAUGAUUACGAGCCGCAGUGUGCUAUAUCAGCGACCGGCCAGCGAAGAGUUUUCAUGAACCAUUGCAAAUUAGAUGAUAAUUCCUGUUUGUUUUCUGUUGUAUGGCACAUGAGACCACUGUCAGAAUGUGUCGGAGGCAAGAAGGCGGACAUGAGACAGAACAGAUAUUUCAUCGGAUGGAUGCGUCAAGUUGGUAUACUCGAUAAUAAAGGAAAAUUAGUGUUGCAAUAA